AUGGCCGACGCGGAGAAACCGCAGUUCGUCGCGAGCGACGGGACCGUCUUCGACAAGAAGUACAAGGUCAAGAAGUACGAGUUCAAGCUCAAGUACACGUUCACGGACAAGAAGGGCGAGAAGCUGGCCAAGCCGCCGGGCGCCAUCGACGGCCAGCCCUUCGACAUGGCGGACUGCGAGGGCUGCGAGCUCGUCGUCGCGGACCGGUGCGACCAGGUGCAGAUCGACGUGCUGAAGAGCUGCAAGGUCUUCGUGGGCGCGUCGAGCGAGGCCGUCUUCGUGCGCAACUGCAGCGACUCCGUCUUCUACCUCGCGUGCAAGCAGCUGCGGACGCGCGACUGCGUCAACUGCACGUUCUACCUCUACGCGCAGACGGAGCCCAUCAUCGAGACGUCGACGGGCAUGAAGUUCGCGCCCUUCAGGGGCGGCUACGCGGAGCAGGCGGCCCACAUGGCCGCGGCGAACCUGGACCCCGCCAUCAACCUGUGGUGGGGCCUCUUCGACUUCAACGACGAGGCGAAGACGGGCAAGAACUGGUCCUACGUGCCCGACGCGGAGCAGGCCGAGCCCUGGUUCCCCAACGGCGGCGCGGACCAGGUCUGCGCGAUCACGGCGCCCGGGUCGCGGUCGUCGCUCCCGUCGCAGAACGGCGGCAACUUCGGCAACUCCUCGGGCGGCAUGAUGUCCUUCGACUUCAACACGUCGCUCGAGGCCGCGGAGCAGGCCCACCUCGAGAUGGAGGCCAACACGCAGCCCCCGCCGCCCGCCGCGCCGCCGGCCGCGCCGGCCGCCGCGCCGCCGCCGCCCGUCGCCGAGAUGGCCGCCGCGACGAUCGCGCCGCCCGCGCCCGCGCCGCCCGCCGCCGGCGCCGCGGGCGCGCCGCCGCCGCCGCCCGCCGCGGCCUAG
Molecule: messenger RNA, 906 nt
Organism: Aureococcus anophagefferens
Lineage: Eukaryota; Pelagophyceae; Pelagomonadales; Pelagomonadaceae
Exons: 2
Coding region: 1-906 (301 amino acids)
Biological process (GO): post-Golgi vesicle-mediated transport
Cellular component (GO): cilium; periciliary membrane compartment
Molecular function (GO): GTPase activator activity
Source: RefSeq, a predicted model, not a curated record